AUGGAAGAUGAGACUUAAUUCUUAUUCUAAAAUAACUAUAUGAGAUAUGAUACAUCCUUUUAAACUUCAACUGCUGCUGAUAGCUUUGAAUUUGAGCAAAAAGCCUAGGAUUUGAGUGGAUUUGAUCUUAAAUCUAAGUAAAGAUUUCCGUUCAGAAUAUCUAGCAUCGAAUGUAUAGGUAAAAAAAUUGUGCUAGGUAGUGAUGAGGGCUCACUUUAUGCAUAUCAAUAGGUCUAAGCCCCUUAAAAAUAAAGCUUCAAACUAUUAUACUUUGAGCCAAAUGCUCAUUCGCGCUCUAAAGUUGUAAAGAUUCUAAGUGUUAAUGAGCCAAAGAGCAGAAAAAAUGAAUUUAAAAUCUCAGAAUCAAAUAAUUUCAAUAGAAAUUAAGAAACAUCCUACAACGAUAAUAUCAUGAAAAAUCAAAAUUAAUAUCAAUAUAAUUAAUAAGGCUCUUCAUAUAUAAAUUAAGAGAAUACUUUUUGCUAUCCUUCUAACUCUACUGAGUAUUUCUCAAGUAGCCGCGAUAGUACUAACUCAAAAAAAUCUUAAAAAGCAUCUUAGCAUCAACCAUUGUAAAUUGUUAGCUGUGGUUUGUAUGACAGGAGAUUAAUUUUAUGGGAAAUAAAUGGAAAAUUUGAAAAAAUAGCCCAGUCUUAAAUGUUUAAAACUUUAAUUUACAACUUAUCGGUUGAUGAAAACUUUGUAUUUGUAGCUACAUUUCGCAAGAUUUAUGCAUUGAAUUUGACUAAUUUAUAAAUAUGCAUGAAAUUUGGUGUGCCAAAUUAUAAAUAAAUUGAAUUUUAAAUUUCAAGUGUGGGUUGUCUCCCAUUGUCAAACUCUAAUAUUUUAAUAGCAGGAACUGAUAACUACUAAGGAACUAACCAGUUCUUAUCGCUUUGGGAAUAUCCUAAAGAUUACAGCCUGGUUCAGUAAGAUUUAGACCAAUAAAUGUAGGAGGAAGAAGAGGAUUUGAAUGCUUAAACUCAAGUUGUAGUAAAUGACAUAGAAGAUUUAGAUAAUUUUGAUCUUGAUGGAGACUUCAAUGAAGCUCCAGCAGCAGCAGAAAUAAAGUCAAAGAAGAAAAAAAGAGUUUCUUUUUGGAAGCCUAAUAUUCUUGAGCAUUGUCAUUCAACUCGUGUUAGAUAACUCAAGUGUUUCUAAAAUUGUCCUUAAUUUAUUUCAGUCUCAGUUACAGAAAUAAAUAUUUGGAAAAUAAUAGAUGGUAACUAAGUCUAAUCAAUUCAAUAACUUGGCUUUUAAAGCUAGAUUAACUAACAAAUUGGUUAUAGCAUAUCUUCUCCUAGUCUUUCCACAGCUCCUUUCAGCUUUAAGACUGAGAUUCCAGCUGCACAAUAGGUAUUUUCUCUCAAGUUUAAUCAAGAAAGAAAAAUCUACACUAAUGCUAUUAUUGAAAAGAAGACAAACAACAUCCUUUUGUUUGUAGAUUCUGAAGUACUUUCUUUUGACAGCUCAAAUUUCAAAUUAAAUUAUCAUCAAAACUUGCAUUCACAAAAUCAAAUUUCUUAACUUUACUUGAAUUCUUCAAUAAACAACUGCAGCAACAAUAACGAAGAAACAGGAAAAUUCUAGUAAAUGUACCCACACAAUAACCAUUACGUUCUCUUGAGUAACCCCCAAAACGCAGAUCUAAACACACAAUUCGCUACCAAAUAUACAAUCGCUGUUUGCGAAUUCGAGCAGAAAAAACAAACCAACUCCAACAAAGGUCCCAAAACAACUGAAAAUUGCUUUAAUGGAAACCAAAUUAACAUAUAAACAUAAUAGCCUAACUAAAUAUACAGCUAAAACAAUUAUAAUAUUAAUUGUAACUUCUAUUAAAGUGAACAAUAGUAAAUAUUCUAGCCCAUACAUGAGUCGAAAAUUGAAGAAGAAGAUGAAGAUAUUCAAAUUUCUCCUAAAUUGACACCAAGAAAAAAGAAAUUACUCCAAUCACCUAUCAGUAAGCCUUUGUCAUAAAUACCUACAAGUGUUCCUCCAGUUUUGAAAUAUUCAACAGCCCAUAUAAUUCCUUCUACAGCUUCAUACACCAUACUAAUGAAUAAGCUCAAAUAAAUUGAAUAAGCAAACAACGCUGCCAAGAUGAACAACUCCUCAACGAAUUCUCUGCGUCGUCCAUCAUAAUCCUCUACAAACAUUCCAGCGAUAACAUUUAGAAAACCCUUCUCAAACGGUCCAAGAAGCAACAGCAAGUGCAUUAAAAAGUAACUAAAAAGACAUGUUAAAUACUGCAACAAAAAGAAGAAAAUGAAAUAAAAUUUAGUGAAAGUUUUUGCUAACUAAAGCAAUUUAAAUACCUAAAAGAAAGAUAUAAAUCCUUAAUCUUUGAUGCUGGUUUAAUCAUAAACAACUGCAAACCCUUCUUAAUCUAUAAAUGAUAAAGAACAAACAAUAUAGCUACCUAUAAUAGAUCAAUAUUUAAGAAAAAAUGAAUAGAAACAAUAUUUCUCCCAACUAAACAUGAACUAAUUAAAUUCAAAUACCAUCAAAACAAAUAGCUCCUAUGCUAAUAACAUUAGCAAGAGCAGCAACAAAACAUUUAAAACAUUUAUAGUAGCCCAAGAUUCUGAAUCUACCUUGGGCUUCUACUCAAUAUAAUGA
This is a messenger RNA of Tetrahymena thermophila SB210, 2619 nucleotides long. RefSeq lists its product as hypothetical. Gene Ontology annotation, molecular function: protein binding. The transcript is spliced from 2 exons. The record is from RefSeq and is a predicted model, not a curated record. NCBI's taxonomy places the organism in Eukaryota, Ciliophora, Oligohymenophorea, Hymenostomatida, Tetrahymenidae.